Messenger RNA from Amphibalanus amphitrite, 2189 nucleotides. Its product is annotated as medium-chain acyl-CoA ligase ACSF2, mitochondrial-like. The coding region runs from base 132 to 1934 and encodes 600 amino acids. Lineage: Eukaryota; Metazoa; Arthropoda; Thecostraca; Balanomorpha; Balanidae. The record is from RefSeq and is a predicted model, not a curated record. Gene Ontology annotation, biological process: fatty acid metabolic process. Gene Ontology annotation, molecular function: medium-chain fatty acid-CoA ligase activity. The transcript has a single exon.
AAGUCUUUUGUCUGAUUGCAGGAUCUGUGAACCUUCUUAGGAGAGCAAAAGACCUAAACGACUGAAACAAUCAACCACUGCUGCAGGCAACUUGUCAUGGUACUGCAGCACUAGAGUACAAACAAACCAAGAUGAUUGCAAGCAGGGUGAGCCUCAAACUGUGCUGUGGCGCGAUUGGCAGGGCUGUCGGCCACUCGCGCCACGCCUCCUCCGCCGCCGGCGCGCUGCGGCGGGGGGCUCCGGCCACCCACCUCCGCGACAGCUACCUCCACUGCGCGGGCUCGGCGCCCCUGGUGCACACCUCCCUGGGCGACGUCGUGGACCGGGCUGCCAGCGAGUUCGGCUCGCAGGAGGCGCUCGUGUUCGUCCAUCAGGACAUCCGCAGGACGUGGCUCGAGGUCCGGCAGGAGGCCGACCGGCUGGCCAGGGGCUUCCUCUCGCUCGGACUGGAGAAGGGGGACCGGAUCGGCAUCUGGGCGACCAACAUAUACGAGUGGCAGCUGACGCAGUACGCCGCGGCCAAGGCGGGCCUGGUGCUGGUGAACGUGAACCAGGCGUACCAGAGUCGCGAGCUGGAGUACUGUCUGCGGAAGGUGGGCGUCCGGACGCUGGUGGCCGCCGCCGGCUACCGGACGUCCGACUACUACACGAUGCUGACGGAGCUGGUGCCGGCGCUGGCGGACGGAGAGGCCGGCGUGCCGCUGACGGUCCGCUCCGAGCGGCUGCCCGAGCUGCGCGACAUCGUCAUGAUCAGCCCCGAGCGGCGGCGCGGCGUGCUGCGCUUCGACGACCUGCUCGACGCCGGCAUGGAGUCGCUCUCCGGCGAGCUGGAGCGGCGCCAGGCGCAGGUCGACUGUGACGACCCGUGCAGCAUCCAGUUCACCUCGGGCACCACGGGCCUGCCCAAGGGCGCCACGCUGUCGCACCACAACAUGGUGAACAACAUGCACCAGCUGGCGCGCCGGGCAGGUUACGAGCGGGACGGGGUGCGGAUCUGUGUGUCGGUGCCUCUCUACCACUGUUUCGGCUGCGUGGCCGGCUCCGUGCUGGCCCCGCUGCACGGCAACUGCCUGGUCUUCCCGUCGGAGGCGUUCGACGGCGAGGCCUCCAUGCGGGCCACAGAGGACGAGAGGUGCACCCAUAUGUACGGCACUCCCACGAUGUAUGUGGACAUGGUGAACAUCGCCAAGCAGAAGCGCCACGACCUCAGCUCGCUGUACUCGGGCAUCGUGGCCGGCGCGCCGGUGCCCUUCCACCUGAUGCGCUCCAUGAUCGAGGACCUGAACAUGCGUGACGCGGUGGUCGGCUAUGGUCUGACCGAAACCAGCCCGCUGCUGACAGUCGGCUUCCCGUCGGACGACCUGGAGCACCGCUGCGGCACCGUCGGCUUCCCGCUGGACCACUCCGAGGUGAAGGUGGUGGGCGGCGACGGCAGGACGCUGCCGGUCGGCCACUCCGGCGAGCUCUGCAUGCGCGGCUACAACCGCUUCCUCGGCUACUGGGACGACGAGGCGAAGACGCGCGAGUGUGUGAGCGCCGCGGGCUGGUUCCACACUGGCGACGUGGCAACCAUGACCGAGGAUGGCUACGUCAAGAUCGUGGGACGUGCCAAGGACAUGGUGAUCCGUGGAGGGGAAAACAUCUACCCCACGGAGGUGGAGGACUUCCUGAUGACCCACCCGGACAUUCUGGAGGCCUACGCGUUCGGCGUGCCUGAUGACAGGAUGGGCGAGGAGCUGGUGGUCUGGGUCAGAACCAGAGAGCUCGGCUGUCUCUCCGAGCACGACGUCAGGAGCUUCUGCAAGGGCAGGAUCGCACACUACAAGGUCCCGCGCUAUAUCCAGUUCAGGGACGAUUUCCCCAAGACGGUGACAGGGAAGAUUCAGAAGUUUGUCAUGCGCAAUGUCAUGUGCCGUGAGCUAGGGCUGGCAUAGAGGCUUUUCAGUUUGUAAACAACUUUUGGCAAAGCACGUUUCUCUUCAUGCUCCCGCAGCUGUAAAUAAUUAGGUACCUACUAUCACAGUGUCAACAGACUUGUUAUUGCAGCCAAUAUAUGACGUUAUAUUUUUUCAAUGCAGGGUCACGAACUCUUUCAUUCGUGUGUAUUUGCUCAGUAUAUGGACGGUUUUGGGGCAUGUACCUACGGAACACGGACUAGAAAGUGAUAAAUAAACAAAUGAUUGAAUGUA